Dermatophagoides farinae (American house dust mite) is the source of this 3922-nucleotide messenger RNA. RefSeq lists its product as uncharacterized. Gene Ontology annotation, molecular function: chloride channel activity. The record is from RefSeq and is a predicted model, not a curated record. Lineage: Eukaryota; Metazoa; Arthropoda; Arachnida; Sarcoptiformes; Pyroglyphidae.
AUAAUCUUCCUUGUAAUCAAACAAUCAAGAUUGAAGAAUAGAAACGGAAAUCGGAAUUCGUAAUUCAAUUUUAUUAGCAGCGACGGUGAUUACAGUGAUUCGAACAAGCAAGCAAAAUACAAAUUACAAAUAAGAAACCGAAAUAAUAUAGCUUGGCAAGAAUAUUUGGUUCAAUUUCUUACAACAACAAAAAAAAUACAGAAAUUGAAUUCUAAUGACAGUCAGCUAUCAAUACGAUGUUGCUUCCUCAUCAACCGGAGGCUUUUUUCGGCUUCUAUGGCGUUGGCGAGGUAGCAUUUGGAAAUUAUUAUACAAAGAAUUAUUAUUGUUUGUGGCCGUCUAUAUGUGCAUUGCAUUCACAUAUGAUUUUUUGAUGACUGAUUAUUAUAAAAAAUACUAUGAACAUAUCGUGAUAUUUUGUUCAGCAUUCGUCGAAGUAAUUCCAUUAUCAUUCAUAUUGGGCUUUUACGUAUCAUUCACUGCUACACGUUGGUGGCAACAAUAUACAGCUAUUCCAUGGCCAGAUAAAUUGAUGAACAUCAUAGCCCUUUAUAUUCCUGGCAAUGAUGUUACAUCACGUGUUCUUCGUCGUACAUUGAUGCGUUAUCUAAAUCUAACAUUAGUGCUUGUAUUACGUUCGAUUAGUAUUCCAGUGAAAAGACGUUUUCCAACUAAAGAACAUCUUGUUGAAGCUGGUUUUAUGUCUCGUCCUGAAUUAGAAAUCUAUCAAUCUGUACCAUCACAUGAAUUUAAUACAUUCUGGAUACCAUGCACAUGGUUCGUUAAUCUAUUACGUGAAGCUAAAUCCGAAUGUCGUAUAACCGAUUCGGGCGGAAUCAAAUUAAUUAUGGAGGAAUUCAAUGAAUUUCGUAGCAAAUGUGGUCUAUUAUGGAGCUAUGAUUGGGUCAGCAUUCCAUUAGUUUAUACCCAGGUAGUUACAUUAUCAACGCAAGCAUUUUUUUUGGCAUCAUUAUUAGGCCGUCAACAUAUAAAUCCUGCUAAACAACAUGUUUACGGUGAAUAUUACAUUCCAAUAUUUACGAUGCUUCAAUUCAUUCUCUAUAUGGGAUUACUCAAACUUGGUGAACAAUUGAUAAAUCCAUUCGGUGAUGAUGAUGAAGAUUUUGAAUUGAAUUGGAUCAUUGAUCGACAUUUAAAAGUAUCGUUUUUGGGUGUUGAUGUUCUUAAUUCAGAUCCACCACCGUUAAUCAAAGAUAAUUACUUUGAUGAAAUGGACAUUAAACUGCCAUAUACUGAAGCCGCUGUCGCGCAUAAAGUAAAAACCUAUCGUGGUUCUGUAGCUGCCUUUCAUGUUCCUACGGAGAAACAUGGUUUGGUCAUUCCGGAAUUCGAAGAUGAAAAUGGUGCCGAUAGUGAUGAUGAACCAUCAACAAUACAAAGUAAUCGUGAUGCUGUAGCACGAAAUAAUUCCUGGUCAUUGUUUAGUAGUCAAAGAAAACGUAAACUAAGUUCAAGUUUUGAUUCAUUCAAUUCCGAAUUGAUGGUCGAAACUGGUCUGAGUGAAAGCGAAAUGCCUGAACUUGUUCCAACAAAUUCAUCAUGGCCAACAUUCCUACAAACUGAACAGCAGCAGCAACUACGGCAGCAAGCAGUGAUUGGUGAUAAUAAACAACCAGCAACAAGUUCUGUAGCAUCGCUUUCAUCCAAACUUAGUGUCUGGCCAAUGAAUAGACAAGAACAACGAAAGGCCAAUGAAGACACUCAAGGUAUCAGGUGGAGUGAUAAUGGCCCAAAGAAUGAAGCAUCCACAAUCAACAAUGAUGAUAAUAAGAAUCAGCAACCAACAUCAGAGCAACAACAGUCUAUUGAUGAUAGACAACCAAUCCUAUAUAAACAAUCAAGUUUUUCCACAUCAGAUUCAUCCAUUGCUAUUACGAUGGGUGAAACAACCUAUCAAUGGCCUAAUCAGACUGCUGCGGCAAGGAUUUUUCGUCCUCAUAAAUCCCCUUUGCAAGUGUAUUCAAAAGAAAUGGCCAAUGCACCGAUAAGUGUUUUCAAUCAGAUUUUAGAAUCAAAUUUACGACGACAAUCGAAAAAUUCAUCAUUAAGUUCAUUAGGUUCAACGAAAACAGCCGAACAAACAGUUCGAACAUUUAAACCAUAUAAAUCAUUGAUAAAACCAUCCCGACAAGCUGAUCCUAAAUUAAGGAUACGGCCAUUUCGUUCGAAAGUUACAUUUAGUGAUGAUACUAAAAAUGAUGAUAAUACAUUACAAAUACGUUCCAUCGGUGGUAGAGGAUUCCAAUAUCAAUAUGAUUCAAGUUCCGAAUCAAAUUCAAGUUUAAUGAGAGUACAAGAAAUCGGUCAACAACAAUCAUCAUCAUCACAACAUUCAAAAACACGAACGAGAACAAAUCCUCGAUUACCACUGCCACCGCCAUCAGUGGAUUCAAAUAGAAAUUUUUCCCUAAAAUCAAUACAAGAUUUACCAUUUAAUGAAAAUCGUAAACGAAGACAAUCAAUGGAUCCGACAAUUUAUCAACGUGAUAAACCAAUAGUAAUAGAAGAAACUGGUCAAGAUAAUUGGUUACAUUAUCAAAGUCUACCGAAUAUUCAAGAAGAAGAUCAACAGGUUGCUUUAUUAUCAUUACAUGAUGUUAGUCCAACCAUACCGACGGCAUCAGAUUCAUUGGCGAUGGGACAAUCAAUACAACGAACACCAUUAGAUAUUCGAUGUCAUCAUCAACCAUCGGCCACAUUGCCAGAAAAACCUAAACCAUUUUCUCCACCAGAAAAGAUACUUCAGCCAUCAGAGUUACCGAUAUCACAGCCACAACCCGAACCAGUCAAUCCACCAUUAUUAACGACUACACAAACUACUUCUCCGGAUGUAUUAUUAUCACCAUCGUUGAUUCCCGAGACGACAUCUACCACUACUAUGACCACAUCGAAUCCAGUUAGAAAGAAAAGUUUUAAACGGCAAAAAAGUCAGGAAAUUCCUGAUGAAGAUUUAAAAUUACGUUUAUCUAGUCCAAAAACAGCAAAUAAAAUAAUGGUAAAACAAUCAUCAUCAGAUUCACAAGGUUCAAGUAAUUCAUCAAGUAAUAAAGGAAUAAUGCCACCUGGAAUACUAAAGAAACGAAAUGAAACAACACUCAAACAAGCAUCAACUGAAUCGGAUACUGGUAGUUAUCAUACCGUACGAUCUUUAGUGAUGCAUCCAUCAUCUUCAAUCGAUUCAUUUACAUCUGCUGUCAGCGAUCCGAUCACUAGUAAUGGUAACAGUAGUAGCAAUGGUGAAAAUGAUAAUACAACUGUAACGAUAAUCAAUACGGAUAAAGAAUCAACAUUGACCGAAAAUCGUUUACUUUCAUUUCCGACAAUCGAAUCAACAUUAGUACCAAAAAUAAUAUUUUCACAAUCAACACCAUCGGUUACAUCACAAUCAUCGGAUGAUCAGAAUAGUCCAAAAUGGGAUGAACGAUAUUCCGAAUUUUCCAGCAUGGAAACUAUCGUUCAUAGUAUGACUGAAGAUUCAAAUACAACACUUCGAUUGCAGAAAAACAACCCACAAACGAAUCAUUUAAAAGCAUUGAAAGAUGAGAUUACUGCACCGUCUACUAAAUUCAUUCAUAAAUCAAUGCACGAUUCUUCCAUAAUUGAUUCUGCUGCCUCAUCAACACAUUCUCCAACAUCAUCUUGUCCAUCAAAACAACAACAACAACAACCACUAAUAAAUAUCAGAAAAGGUUCGAUCAAAAGGUAGCAUUUUGUACGGGUCAAACUUAUUAUUAUGUGUAUUACCUCACCAUAAUAUUAUGGAAAAUUUAACGUGUCAAAUUGUUUUAGAUAUUUUUAUUGAAGACCAACAAAACAAAAAACUUGUUCAUCUAUACAUCUCGUGUAUUUUGUUAUUUUAAUUUAUUCAAAAAUAAUUAUUAAAUUAUUAAAUUUUAAUAAA